Messenger RNA from Equus quagga, 3852 nucleotides. RefSeq names its product far upstream element binding protein 3 (gene FUBP3). Gene Ontology annotation, cellular component: nucleus; cytoplasm. NCBI's taxonomy places the organism in Eukaryota, Metazoa, Chordata, Mammalia, Perissodactyla, Equidae. The record is from RefSeq and is a predicted model, not a curated record. The coding region runs from base 1069 to 2526 and encodes 485 amino acids. Gene Ontology annotation, molecular function: mRNA binding. The transcript has 20 exons. Gene Ontology annotation, biological process: regulation of gene expression.
CGGGCGGGGGAGCCGAGCGGCGGCGGCGGGGGCGGUAAUGGCGGAGCUGGUGCAGGGGCAGAGCGCUCCGGUGGGGAUGAAGGCCGAGGGCUUCGUGGACGCCCUGCACCGGGUCCGGCAGAAAGCCACAGGACUCAUUGUGUUAGAAGAAGGUCUCCACUCGGUCGCUUGAAGAUACGGUCUUUACAUCUCUUUCCAGUAUUCCAGGGGAGGGAACCCUACCUGUUUCCCAGUUACUGGCUUUUCAUUUUAAUACUGACGCUCCUGUAGACAUUAUGUUGGAUCCCAGAACUUUCCAAACCUAUGGUUCCACCUAAAAUUUUGUCUGAUGACUUGUUACUUACUGCCUAGGCGCCAACCAAUACAGUAGUGAGUAUCCACCUUUACUUAGACUUCAGAGCCAACCAGUGGCUGUAAUGGAUGAACACGCCGUCCAGCUCCCCUUCCAUCACUCUGCCUGCCAGUGUGUUACACUGCUCUCCUCUACAGCACAGGGUCCUGAACCGUGUUUCUCACUGGCUACUAAUAUGUAAUGGCUUUCGCCCUGUGCUGAUGUGUGACAGUCACCUUGUUGGCCUUCUGUGUCCAGGAAGAAUUAGAGUCACUACCCUAAAGAGCUCAGAGCCUCAGUUUGCAGAAGGCCUGUAGUUGAACAUAACAUGAAUUUUGAACCGUUGAAAAGACUUUCUGCUUCUCUUGAGCCAGUGGUUGAACUGGUAUUCUUGGACAACCUGCUCAAGAGGGAGGGAGACCCUCUGUUAAAUGCUGACCUAAUGUGGAUUGUUGAAGCAGUGAUGUUUACUACUAGCAGAGAGAACUUCACUGGAAGUGUUCCCAGCUCUGAAAUGCACCAUUGACUGGAGCAGUAAUAAGCCCAAUGGAGACAGUGCUAUUGCUGCUAAAAUUGACUCAAUUCCUCACUUGAAUAAUUCCACACCUCUAGUGGACCCCUCAGUGUAUGGAUAUGGAGUACAAAAACGGCCCUUGGAUGAUGGAGUAGGUAACCAGUUAGGGGCCCUGGUACAUCAAAGGGCAGUAAUAACAGAAGAAUUCAAAGUGCCUGAUAAAAUGGUUGGAUUUAUCAUCGGCAGGGGAGGGGAGCAGAUCUCACGGAUUCAAGCAGAGUCGGGUUGCAAAAUUCAGAUUGCUUCAGAGAGUUCUGGGAUUCCAGAGAGGCCCUGUGUACUUACCGGAACCCCAGAAAGUAUUGAACAAGCCAAACGGCUCCUGGGCCAGAUUGUAGACCGCUGUCGGAAUGGCCCUGGCUUUCAUAACGACGUGGACGGCAGCAGCACCAUCCAGGAGCUUCUCAUCCCCGCGUCGAAAGUGGGCCUGGUCAUCGGCAAAGGCGGGGAGACAAUAAAGCAGUUGCAGGAGCGGACAGGUGUGAAAAUGGUCAUGAUCCAGGAUGGCCCAUUGCCUACGGGAGCAGAUAAGCCUCUUCGCAUCACUGGAGACCCGUUUAAAGUACAGCAAGCAAGAGAAAUGGUAUUAGAGAUCAUCCGAGAAAAAGACCAAGCUGACUUUCGAGGUGUGCGCGGUGACUUCAACUCCCGAAUGGGAGGAGGCAGUAUGGAGGUGUCUGUGCCUAGGUUUGCUGUUGGGAUUGUAAUUGGAAGAAAUGGGGAAAUGAUCAAAAAGAUCCAGAAUGAUGCCGGUGUGAGGAUUCAGUUCAAACCAGAUGAUGGUAUUAGUCCAGAGAGAGCUGCGCAGGUCAUGGGACCCCCAGAUCGGUGUCAGCACGCAGCACACGUCAUCAACGAGCUUAUUCUUACAGCCCAGGAAAGAGACGGCUUCGGAGGCCUUGCAGUAGCCAGAGGAAGAGGCCGUGGCCGUGGCGAUUGGAGUGUGGGAACUCCUGGUGGCGUCCAGGAGAUAACGUACACAGUGCCGGCCGAUAAGUGUGGCCUCGUCAUAGGCAAAGGGGGCGAGAACAUCAAAAGCAUCAACCAGCAGUCGGGAGCCCACGUGGAGCUUCAGCGGAACCCGCCUCCCAACACCGACCCCAACCUUCGCAUAUUCACCAUCAGGGGCAUCCCUCAGCAGAUCGAGGUGGCCAGACAUCUCAUAGAUGAGAAAGUUGGCGGUACCAGUCUCGGAGCACCUGGAGCCUUCGGACAGAGCCCCUUCAGCCAGCCACCUGCUGCACCUCAUCAAAACACCUUCCCUCCCAGGAACUCAGGGUGCUUCCCAAACCUCGCUGCUAAGGUGAACGGGAACCCCCACAGCACCCCUGUGAGCGGACCUCCGGCCUUUCUGACCCAGGGGUGGGGCAGCACCUACCAGGCGUGGCAGCAGCCCACACAGCAGGUGCCAGGCCAGCAGAGCCAGCCGCAGAGCAGCCAGCCCGACUACAGCAAGGCCUGGGAAGACUAUUACAAAAAGCAGAGUCACGCUGCCAGUGCUGCUCCUCAGGCCAGCUCUCCACCGGACUACACGAUGGCCUGGGCGGAAUAUUACAGACAGCAGGUCGCUUUCUACGGGCAGACGUUAGGGCAAGCUCAGGCCCACAGCCAGGAGCAGUAGGACGCUGGCCUGCGCUCUCCCUGAGAUCAUCGUGAGCAAACCUAUUGUAACAGAGGUUUUUAGAUGUGCAAACCUUUUCAUGAAGAACCUUUGUUUUCUGUGAAACACUAUAUUUAGAUUAACAGAAUUUUUCUAAAAAUCGGGAAAAUUACUAAAAAUUUCUGAUAAUUUUUUGUUUCAUUAUUUUUGUUUGUUAUUUCAAAUGUGUGAGCUCUGGGAUUCUUUUUGGAGCAAUACCUGCAAAUUCAGGCACCAGAAUGUGCCUCAGAGCAGUGACAUUUCAACACGGUGUGUUUCUGUUUUGUUUUGUUUUGUUUUGUUGCGUGUCUUUUUAUUUACAGUUUUUUCUGUUGCAACGGAAAGUGGCUUGGAAGUCUUAGGUGGUAUGUAACAAAUUCUUUUAAAAAAUUUUUAAACAGUAUUUAAAUAUUCUUAAAUGUGUAAAUUCGUUAAAUGUUUUACUUCUAAUUUCUUGUAUCUUGGCUGUCUGGUUUUAUUGCAUUUUUUAAAAACUGAACUAUUAUGUAUUGUAAUUAAUUAUGUGAAUUCUGAAUUGAGACAGAUAAUUGUAUUGCUGUCCACCAGGGGUCGGGAGGGGGCGUUUUGUAGGGUUUGUAUAAUUUCUAGAGUUCUAAAGGUAAUAUAAAGAUGUGUUUGUGCGUUUAGCAUCCGUCUCCUCGUGUCUCCGUUACCAGUUCCGAGCGUGUGUCUAAGACCUCCAAGCUUGUUUUAAAAACAAAACAAAAAACUUUGCUCUCUUCUCUCAGAAAUAUAAAUACUGUUAUUUUUAAUAUUAAAAAGAAAUUCGAUAUAACUUUUAACAAACACUGUGGAACAUUAAGCCGCAUAAAAAUGUAACUAUUUUUUAAUUCCAAGGUGUUUUUUGCUUUUUUCUUUUAAAUAUUUUCUUAAUAUUUGUCAAAUUAACUAGAUGAAUAAAUAAAUCUAGUAUUAACCACAAUAUGAAUUAAAUAAUUUUGAUUUAAUAAAAGGGAUAAUAUGAUUUCCAAUGUUUACUGUAGUGUAUCUUGUACAGAUAACAUGUAUUUUUAAAGGAAAGAAAAACGGAAUUGAAGCUAUUUUUUCUUGCAUUUUUAAUUGACCUGAGGGACAUUCCGUUUGAAAUGUACUGAAGUUACAGUUUCUGGUUUUUUCUUCGUAUUUUCCUUAUAAUGCUUGAAAUGUCUAACUAUUAAAAAAGGCAAUUGGAAAAUGUUAUGCAUGUUGUUUUAAAAGAAAAAGUGUUCUUUUUAUUUGACUGACAAUUCCUUUUACACUCUAUAUAAUAAAAUUCCCACAAGAUGCCUUGUGGGCGCAGUCCUUUUA